Messenger RNA from Herpailurus yagouaroundi (jaguarundi), 3203 nucleotides. It is a transcript of the gene SMO, whose product is annotated as smoothened, frizzled class receptor. Gene Ontology annotation, biological process: smoothened signaling pathway; central nervous system development; commissural neuron axon guidance. The record is from RefSeq and is a predicted model, not a curated record. Lineage: Eukaryota; Metazoa; Chordata; Mammalia; Carnivora; Felidae. Gene Ontology annotation, molecular function: transmembrane signaling receptor activity; patched binding. The coding region runs from base 517 to 2895 and encodes 792 amino acids. Gene Ontology annotation, cellular component: dendrite; plasma membrane; cilium. The transcript is spliced from 12 exons.
UGCAUUCCAGAGAGCCGAACGAGCUAGAGCAACAAAGGAGCCGGGGAGUCGGUGGGGAGAAGUCGGGGGUCUGCGGCGCGCUCGGGCGAAGGUGGCGGCUGGGCCGCGGGGCUGGCGCAGAGGCGAAGCCGGGGAGCUAUCCCCCACCGCCUGCCCGCGCCUGGCCUCCAUCGCGGGGCUGGAAGAUAGUUUCAAGAGGGAAUGGGGCUGGAGAUUGGGGGCCCAGGGGGCUCCCGGGGCUGAAGACAACUUGGAUUGCCCGGAGAAAGAGUAGGGAGUUGUGCAUCCCGGCCGGGGCCUCCGCCGCCCAACAUGGGCCCCGGGUUCCAAAGUUUGCGAAGUUGGGCGCCGAGGGCCCGCGGCUCGCGGAGCGGGCGAGGGGGCCCGGCACCGGAUUCGCCGGGCGCACAGGUCGCCUGAGCCACAUCCGCGGCCCCAAGGGUUGCGUGUGUGGCCGGGGGGCUCCGGGGAGCGGGCGGGGGCGCCGGGGCUUCUGCUGAGUUGGCGGGUUUGGCCAUGGCCGCUGCCCGCCUCGCACUGGGGCCAGGGAUCCUGCUCCUGGGGCUGCUGCUGCUGCUGCUGCUGCUGCUGGGGGGCCCAGGCCGGGGGGCGGCCUUGAGCGGGAACGCGACUGGGCCUGGGCCGCGGAGCGCGGGCGGGAGCGCGAGAAGGAGCGCGGCCGUGACCGGCCCUCCGCCGCUGCUGAGCCACUGCGGCCGGGCAGCCUCCUGCGAGCCGCUACGCUACAACGUGUGCCUGGGCUCGGCGCUGCCCUACGGGGCCACCUCCACUCUGCUGGCCGGGGACUCGGACUCCCAGGAAGAAGCGCACGGCAAGCUCGUGCUCUGGUCGGGCCUCCGGAACGCCCCCCGCUGCUGGGCAGUGAUCCAGCCCCUGCUGUGUGCUGUGUACAUGCCCAAAUGCGAGAAUGACCGGGUGGAGCUGCCCAGCCGCACCCUGUGCCAGGCUACCCGAGGCCCCUGUGCCAUUGUGGAGAGGGAGCGUGGCUGGCCUGACUUCCUGCGUUGUACCCCUGACCACUUCCCCGAGGGCUGCCCGAAUGAGGUGCAGAACAUCAAGUUCAACAGUUCGGGCCAGUGUGAGGCUCCCUUGGUUCGGACCGACAACCCCAAGAGCUGGUAUGAGGACGUGGAGGGAUGUGGGAUCCAGUGCCAGAACCCGCUGUUCACUGAGGCCGAGCACCAGGACAUGCACAGCUACAUCGCGGCCUUCGGCGCAGUCACAGGCCUCUGCACACUCUUCACCUUGGCCACGUUUGUGGCUGACUGGCGGAAUUCGAAUCGCUACCCUGCUGUUAUUCUCUUCUACGUCAAUGCGUGUUUCUUUGUGGGGAGCAUCGGCUGGUUGGCCCAGUUCAUGGACGGCGCCCGCCGGGAGAUCGUCUGCCGUGCAGAUGGAACCAUGAGGCUCGGGGAGCCCACCUCCAAUGAGACCCUGUCCUGCGUCAUCAUCUUUGUCAUCGUGUACUACGCCCUUAUGGCUGGUGUCGUCUGGUUUGUGGUCCUCACCUAUGCCUGGCACACCUCCUUCAAAGCCCUGGGCACCACCUAUCAGCCUCUGUCCGGCAAGACCUCCUACUUCCACCUGCUCACGUGGUCACUCCCGUUUGUCCUCACUGUGGCAAUCCUUGCCGUCGCCCAGGUGGAUGGGGACUCUGUGAGCGGCAUCUGUUUUGUGGGUUACAAGAACUACCGAUACCGUGCAGGCUUCGUGCUGGCCCCGAUCGGCCUGGUGCUCAUUGUGGGAGGCUACUUCCUCAUCCGAGGAGUCAUGACUCUGUUUUCCAUCAAGAGCAACCAUCCCGGGUUGCUGAGUGAGAAGGCUGCCAGCAAGAUCAACGAGACCAUGCUGCGCCUCGGCAUUUUUGGCUUCCUGGCCUUUGGCUUUGUGCUCAUCACCUUCAGCUGUCACUUCUACGACUUCUUCAACCAGGCUGAGUGGGAGCGCAGCUUCCGGGACUAUGUGCUGUGCCAGGCCAACGUGACCAUCGGGCUGCCCACCAAGAAGCCCAUUCCUGACUGUGAAAUCAAGAAUCGCCCCAGCCUCCUGGUGGAGAAGAUCAACUUGUUUGCCAUGUUUGGAACCGGCAUUGCCAUGAGCACCUGGGUCUGGACCAAGGCCACGCUGCUCAUCUGGAGGCGCACCUGGUGCAGGUUGACUGGGCAGAGUGAUGAUGAGCCCAAACGCAUCAAGAAGAGCAAGAUGAUCGCCAAGGCCUUCUCCAAGCGGCGUGAGCUGCUGCAGAACCCAGGCCAGGAACUCUCCUUCAGCAUGCACACUGUCUCCCACGACGGGCCUGUGGCGGGUUUGGCCUUUGACCUCAAUGAGCCCUCUGCCGACGUGUCCUCUGCCUGGGCCCAGCAUGUCACCAAGAUGGUGGCUCGGAGAGGAGCCAUACUGCCCCAGGAUGUGUCUGUCACCCCUGUGGCAACUCCAGUGCCCCCAGAGGAAAAAGCCAACCUGUGGCUGGUUGAGGCAGAGAUCUCCCCAGAGCUGGAGAAGCGCCUGGGCCGGAAGAAGAAGCGGAGGAAGAGGAAGAAGGAGGUGUGCCCGCUGGUGCCACCUCCUGAGCUUCACCACCCUGCCCCUGCCCCUGCGGCCAGUGCUGUUCCUCGACUGCCUCAGCUGCCCCGGCAGAAGUGCCUGGUGGCCGCAGGUGCCUGGGGAGCUGGGGAAUCCUGCCGACAGAGAGCCUGGACCCUGGUCUCCAACCCCUUCUGCCCAGAACCCAGUCACCUGCAGGAUCCAUUUCUGCCCAGUGCCCCAGUUCCCACGGCGGCCUGGGCUCAGGGCUGCCGGCAGGGGCUGGGGCCCAUUCACUCCCGCACCAACCUGAUGGAGGCAGAGCUCAUGGAUGCAGAUUCAGACUUCUGAGCCCGGAGAGUGGGACCUGGGAUAGGAAAGAGCGGCAAAUACCAUUCUGAGGUUCUUCAUCCUCCCUGAGAGUGCUUCCCCAGGAUCUUGUCUUCCAGAGCACCUGAGGGUGCAGUGCCCUCCCAGGAGGGCUCUAUGUGUCUGUCUCAGGGCAGCAGGACUGUGGGAAAGGGCCCUGACAUCUCCACGGGCAGGCUUCAUCCAGGGAAGGACCCUGGAGCUCAGGGUCCUUGUUUCUGCCCCACCAGCUGGAGUCUGGCUGGCAGUAUCCAUGUGCAGCAGGGUCAUGAGAUCUGCAGAGCUUGGGG